AUGCCAACUGGAGCUGAAGCAAGCAAUCACAGCACAGAUGAUAACGAAGUGGAUGCGAGGAGCACGAAUGAAAAGCCCCCGUCGGACUCCAAACGCAUGAAUGAUAGGCCAUUCAUUCUGGAUGGUAUGCUUAAUAGCAUGCUUCCACACAUCGGCCCGCUUGAUCUCAGUCUGUAUGCCUUCUUCAGUGCUUAUUUUCGUUAUGUCGGUGUGCGAAAAUCAGGUAAAUCAUGCUUGGCAGCUCUUAUAGCCAAAAAUUCGGACAUUUCGAUUAUCAAAAUAUACUCGCCAGAUGAUUUCCUCGGCAUGGAUGAAGCAGCAAAAGUGGCGAAGUUGAAAGAAAUCUUCGAAGAGCUCAGUCAACUCCGUCUGUGCAUUUUGCUGCUCGAUGAUUUAGAAAUGCUAAUUGACUACUGGGGAUUUGGUGAUCGUUAUUCAAGCAUAGUUUUACGAACAAUUAUAUUACUGCUGCGAAAAACAGCACAAAAACCAAGCAGCAAUCGUUUAAUUGUGAUAGCUACAGUAACCUCGGAGUGCGCGAAAUAUCUGAGUCUCCGUGAUUGUUUCACCCGCACUAUCGAGGUACCCGUACUGACUGAGGUGGCACAUCUGAUGGCCGUUAUCGAAGAUUCGAAUAUAUUCGAUAAGCAACAGUGCCAAGCGUUGGCAAAUCGACUGGAGAAGGAAUCAAAAAAAUAUUUAAUUGGCAUCAAACAGCUGCUGACUGAUAUUGAACUGACCAAAUAUUGUCCGAGCGAACUUCGAUUGCCCACUCUGCUCCAACAAAUAUGCUAUUGCAAGCAGUAA
Gongylonema pulchrum is the source of this 807-nucleotide messenger RNA. Lineage: Eukaryota; Metazoa; Nematoda; Chromadorea; Rhabditida; Gongylonematidae. The record is from the annotation of a GenBank genome assembly.